Molecule: messenger RNA, 2170 nt
Organism: Caretta caretta (loggerhead turtle)
Lineage: Eukaryota; Metazoa; Chordata; Testudines; Cheloniidae
Gene: KAZALD1
Product: Kazal type serine peptidase inhibitor domain 1
Biological process (GO): regulation of cell growth; regulation of signal transduction
Cellular component (GO): extracellular region
Molecular function (GO): insulin-like growth factor binding
Source: RefSeq, a predicted model, not a curated record
UCGGGCUCCGGCCGGGGAGUCACGUUUCACUCUGACAUCAGCGGGGCGAGCGAGCCCGCUGGAAAAGCCACUCGGCCGGCGGGGCCCCCCAGCGCAGCCCCCCGGCGCCCCCCAGACGUUAAUGGCUUCUUGGCUUUGAAGAGGGAGAUGCUGCACAGGGGUCCAGUGUCUAAGUGAUGGUGGCGACCAGACUCCGAGACCCAGAGAGCCCGUGAGAAUGUCCAAACCUGCCAACCCGACCCCCUCUCAACUUCUGUUUCUCUUGCUGUGUUUGAGCUGGGCCCUGACAUGGCCCUGUGGGGCGCUGCCCAGUGCCCCGGACUACCUGCAGCGCGGCUGGCAAAGGCUGCUGGAGGAAGGAGAGAGCUGCUCAGACUGCAACCCAGAGGAAUGCCCUACCCCCCGGGGAUGCCUGGCAGGCAUGGUGCGGGACCCAUGCGACUGCUGCUGGGAGUGUGCCAACCUGGAAGGGCAGAUCUGUGACCUAGACAACACCAAUCACUUCUACGGGAAGUGCGGGGACCAUCUGGAGUGCAAGCUGGACACGGGGGACCUCCGGAAGGGCGAGGUGCCCGAGCCCCAGUGCGCUUGCCUCUCCAGCCAGGCCCUGUGUGGCUCUGAUGGGAAGACCUACACCCAGAUCUGCAAGUUCCAGGAGGUGUUUCAUGCCCAUCCCGAGGCAAAUCUCACUGUGGCUCACGAGGGACCCUGUGAAUCAGAGCCCCAGAUCUUGUCUCCUCCCUACGACGUGUGGAACGUCACCGGGCAGGACGUGAUCUUCGGCUGUGAGGUCUUCGCCUACCCCAUGGCGUCCAUUGAGUGGAGGAAGGACGGCGCGGAGAUCUUGCUGCCGGGAGAUGACCCCCACAUCUCUGUACAGUUCAGGGGAGGCCCCCAGAAAUACGAAGUGACCGGCUGGCUGCAGAUCCAAGGCGUCCGGGUGACGGACGAGGGCACCUACCGCUGCUUCGCCAGGAACAGGGUCGGGGAGGUGGCUGCACUUGCCAGCUUGACGGUCCUGACGCCGGAUCAGCUGAACAUGACGGGGCUGUCCCUGCCCAAGCCGUACCCCGGGCUCGAGGACGACGUGGAGAGCGAGGAGUCAGACGAUUAUUACUAACGGCUGCAGCAGGGAGGUGGGACCAAGCUCGGGAUCCAGGAUGGAGACGUCAUCCGCCAGCCUGCCUCCUCUACGGCAGUCCAAGGCAUGGACACCUGGCCCCCUUCCUCGUGAACCUCUGUGGAUGGAGUUUGGGGAGAACCCCUGAGCAGACCUCUCCCUCCACGUGGAAACUCCUUCUGCUAUAAACAGUUUUGGGUUGAGAUCUUUUUUGGGGCGUGGGGGGGUCAUCUUUCAACACAUCCCUUUGCUGGGUGAAGGGGGCAGCAGGAGGGAUUAUUAGGUGUUUAGUGGCUCCCAGGAGAGGUGAAUGCUAUCGGCACCUGGAGCCGUGCAAAGAGCAGCUCAGCAGAAGUGUUGGCUUGGUUAUGGAGGCCCAGCAAACAGGAGCUCGGCUAAGCUCCUUUCUGGCUCACCUGGUACCAACAGACCAUGGGGAUCCCGAUCAGAGUCUCAGCCUGUGCAGGACACCCCCACCCACCCCCACACAAAGCAAGCCUGGCCACUAACUGGGGAUGCCACUAAUUGUCUGCUCUGAUGUCCAGCUACCAGCUGGUGACCAAAUCAGGCCCCGACGGAUGUAGCCAGGAGGUGCUCUUUGGAAAUCCUUGGGUGCAACUGGUCCCUUGGUCUUGGGGAGAUUGGAGCCACUCUCCUAAGAUGGGGAGCCACCCCAUGCCAGCAUUAUUGGACCCUCCAGGAGCAGAAGGACUCACUUCCCAGGUUAGGGUGCUGUCAUGAUUAAGACCAACAAGGAAGGCUGGUCGCCGCUGCUGGGGGGUUGGAAAUGGGAUUCAGAAUCCAGCCCCUACAGAGCGACACCGAGGGCUUCACACUAACACGUGAGGACGACCACACCCCAUUCCAAGCAGCCUGCAUGUCACCAGCUCUCUAGCCACCUGCUGCAGUCCUGGGGCCAUGCUGGUGUCUGCAGCUGGAACGGGCUCUCGGAGCGGUGUGACCAGCCUCCGGGGUUAGCACCUAACCGCAGAAAGGUUCCUCUCUCCUGAGACUCUCUCUCCAGUUUAUUAAACCUUUUCUCGUCUCCUC